Molecule: messenger RNA, 6716 nt
Organism: Hippoglossus stenolepis (Pacific halibut)
Lineage: Eukaryota; Metazoa; Chordata; Actinopteri; Pleuronectiformes; Pleuronectidae
Gene: ptk2aa
Product: protein tyrosine kinase 2aa
Exons: 37
Coding region: 701-4138 (1145 amino acids)
Biological process (GO): protein phosphorylation; signal complex assembly
Cellular component (GO): focal adhesion; cytoskeleton
Molecular function (GO): protein tyrosine kinase activity; ATP binding
Source: RefSeq, a predicted model, not a curated record
UCUUUCUCUGUGACCGCUGACUGAGUGACAAUCCAUUUGGAAAAAACUCUGUAAGAAAGUUGGAUUUGAACUUUUGCCGGAGAAGCCGUCUUCUUACAAAUCACAGGAUCCCGAACCCUUUCCAAAGCGAGAGUCGCUUCACGCUUCCAAGGCAACUGUGUAACUACGGAGCACAGGCAUGGGGGCAGAAAUCGGGCAAAAAACAAACAGAGUGUUGUCAUCAGAGAGGGGCCACUGAGGAGUAAUUCAGAAGUGGACAGAAUCGGAGGAGCGGAGAAGUUUCUGCAUGAGAAACUUUACAUCUCUGGGUGGAUUUUCUCAUAUUGUGCCACCGUGGAUAACGAGAGAAGAUUAAGGAGGCAAAACUUAACAGAGAUGAAACUCUUUGAAGGAUGGGAAUCUUUUACUUUUUCCCUCAUUUGUUUUCUGUAGCAUCUUCACACUCUUUACAACGUGUCAACAGAGCAGAACAUUGCCCUUUUUGAUUUCUGCCCUGGAAGAAACUGUUGGCUGAAGAGGCUGUUGACAAAAGUUGGAGACAGAGAUUUCUGCCUUGGAGACGGAGUGUGUGUGUGUGUGUGGUGUGUGGUGUGUUAGUGUUUGGGUUAUGUGAAAGCUUUCUCACAGUUGUGUCAGCAGCUCAGUGUGUUUAUUUAUGUAACUCCUGCACAAGAGAAGUUCGCUUUGCUGUGUGUGUGUGAUGCGAGGUUGCGAAGCCGCGAGCUGUCUAUCUGUCCUCGCCACAGACAGACACAGGGAGGGACAGACAUGUGUUUCCAUGGCGACCAGUGGCUGUAGCCCCUUCCCCAUGUGUUGGGACAGAGAAUAUGACAGACACCUAGCAGCUGCUGUGUCGGCGAGGAAAACCAUGGCGACGGCCUACCUGGACCCCAACCUGAAUCACGCCCUCCUCGGAGGUGCCAAGUCGCGGCUGAGCGCGGGGGGGUCAGACCGAACCAUUGCCGGCUCCGUGGACAGGGUUCUCAAAGUCUUCCACCACUUUGAGACCAACACUGAGAACAGCCACUGGUCGUCCAAUAUCAGAUAUGGAGACGCAACUGAUGUCAGGGGAAUCAUCCAGAAAAUUCUGGACAUCCACAAAGUGCGCUGGACGUCUUGCUUCGGUCUGCACCUCAGCAACAGCCAAUCCCGAGACCAGGUGCACUGGCUCCACCCCGAUAUGGGCGUUUCCCAAGUUAGAGAGAAAUACGAACGACCAAACGAGGAGUGGAGGUAUGAAUUAAGGAUCCGGUAUCUUCCGAAGGGCUUCGUGCAGCAGUUUACAGAAGACAAACCUACACUCAACUACUUCUACCACCAGGUGAAGAAUGACUACAUGACAGAGAUCGGGGAUCAGGUAGAACAAGAUGUGGCUCUCAAACUGGGCUGUUUAGAAAUCAGGAGGUUCUUCAAAGAGAUGAGAGGAAACGCCCUGGAUAAGAAAUCCAACUAUGAACUACUGGAGAAAGAUGUUGGUUUGAGGCGUUUUUUCCCAAAAGACCUGUUGGAUUCAGUCAAGGCUAAAACUCUGCGUAAGUUGAUCCAGCAGACCUUCAAGCAGGUGGCCAAUCUCAACGACGAACAGUGCAUCCUCAAGUUUUUGGAGAUUCUUGCGCCGGUCUACCGCUACGACAAAGAGUGCUUCAAAUGUGCCCUUGGUUCGAGCUGGGUGAUUCAGGUGGAGUUAGCCAUCGGGCCAGAGGAAGGGAUCAGCUACCUCACAGACAAGGGAUCCACGCCCACCCAUCUAGCAAACUUUAACCAGGUCCAGUCCAUCCAGUACUCGUCUAUGGAGGAGAAGGACAGGAAAGGCAUGUUACAGCUGAAUGUAGCUGGAGCGGCUGAGCCUCUCACAGUUACAACAGCAUCACUCACCAUGGCAGAGAACUUGGCUGACUUGAUUGAUGGCUACUGUCGACUCGUCUCCAUGGACACUCAUUCCUUCAUUGUCCGUUAUCAGAAAGAGGGAGAGAGAGCGCUGCCUUCCAUCCCAAAAGUGUCAAACAAUGAGAAGAAGUCGGAAGCGGUGAGGAGUGGAGUCAGAGCGAUCUCCGUCUCAGACCUAGUGACAUCGACGCCUCCUAAGCCAACCAAGGCGCGGCGUUUCCUCCUCCCCUUUGUCUUCUGUUCAGAUUCGCCGCCCAACGAAGAUCUUAGUGGGGAUGAGACCGAUGACUAUGCAGAGAUAGUGGAUGAAGAGGACACGUACACCAUGCCCUCCAUGAGCUAUGGAGUAGUCGAAGGUACUUCUUAUCACACUGAUGUUGUUUUUCCCGCGCGGGACUAUGAGAUCCAGAGGGACAGGAUCGAGUUGGGUCGCUGUAUCGGAGAGGGUCAGUUUGGAGAUGUGCACCAAGGAGUCUAUAACAGCUCGGACAACCCCGCUCUACCUGUCGCCAUUAAGACCUGUAAGAACUGUACCUCAGACAGCGUCAGAGAAAAGUUCCUACAAGAAGCAUUGACAAUGCGUCAGUUCGACCACCCUCACAUUGUCAAGCUAAUCGGAGUGAUCACAGAGAACCCGGUGUGGAUCAUCAUGGAGCUCUGUACGCUCGGAGAGUUGCGUUCGUUCCUUCAGGUGAGGAAGUACAGUCUGGACCUGGCCUCUCUCAUUCUGUUUGCCUACCAGCUCAGCACGGCGCUGGCCUAUCUGGAGAGCAAACGCUUCGUACACAGGGACAUUGCAGCUCGUAAUGUUUUGGUCUCAUCAGUUGACUGUGUGAUGCUCGGGGACUUUGGUCUGUCCCGAUACAUGGAGGACAGCUCUUACUACAAAGCUUCUAAAGGUAAACUUCCGAUAAAGUGGAUGGCCCCUGAAUCCAUCAACUUCAGAAGAUUCACGUCUGCCAGUGAUGUCUGGAUGUUUGGCGUGUGCAUGUGGGAGAUCCUGAUGUACGGCAUCAAGCCCUUCCAGGGGGUGAAGAACAACGACGUGAUCGGCAGGAUAGAGAACGGGGAGCGGCUGGCGAUGCCUCCUCAGUGCCCCCCCACCCUCUACAGUUUGAUGACCAAGUGUUGGUCGUACGACCCGAGCAAGAGGCCGCGGUUCACAGAACUCAAAACACAGCUCAACACCAUACUGGAGGAAGAGAAGCUUCAACAAGAGGAGAGACUUCGAAUGGAGAUGAGGAGACAAGUCACCGUGUCCUGGGACUCGGGAGGGUCUGAUGAAGCUCCACCUAAACCCAGUCGACCAGGUUACCCCAGUCCUCGCUCCAGUGAAGGGUUUUUCUCCAGCCCUCAACACAACCACUUUCCACCGUCAGCUCAUGGUGGUGUAGGAGGAGUAGGAGGCAGCUUCCCUCCUGCUGAUACCUGGAAUCAACACAGACCUGAACACACUGCACUGUGGAAUCCCGGCAUGGAGGAGGGUGGCUGUGUCGGCCAGGUUCUGAUGGAGGAGAGGCUGAUGAUGCAGCAACAACAGAUGGAGGAUGACCAGCGGUGGCUGGAGCAGGAGGAGAGCUUCAUGAAGACAGAGUCCAGAAACAGCAGAGGAAGCAUCGACAGAGAGGACGGCACACUACAAGCACCGAGUGGAAGCCAACACAUCUACCAGCCUGUUGGGAAACCAGAACACGUAGCUCCUCCUAAGAAGCCGCCCCGCCCUGGAGCUCCUGGUCACCUUGGCAACCUGGCCAGUCUCUGCCCUGUGGACAGCUACAACGAGGGCGUCAAGCCAUGGAGGUUGCAGCCCCAGGAGAUCAGUCCGCCUCCCACCGCCAACUUGGAUCGUUCCAACGACAAAGUGUAUGAGAAUGUGACGGGAUUGGUCAAAGCUGUGAUUGAGAUGUCCAACAGGAUUCAGCCUGCAGCACCAGAGGAGUACGUGCCCAUGGUGAAGGAGGUGGGUCUGGCUCUGAGGACCCUGCUAGCGACAGUAGAUGAGACGAUUCCUGUGCUGCCAGCCAGCACACACAGAGAGAUUGAAAUGGCUCAGAAGUUGUUGAAUUCCGAUCUGGCAGAGUUGAUAGCGAAGAUGAAGCUGGCUCAACAGUAUGUGAUGACGAGUUUGCAGAAGGACUACAAGAAACAGAUGCUAAUGGCAGCUCAUGCCCUCGCAGUGGACGCCAAGAACCUUCUGGACGUCAUCGACCAAUCACGACUCAAGAUGAUCACCCAGACUCGCCCACACUAGCCCCCCGGGGAUCCAAUCAAGCCUGGUUGCUGAUGAUGAUGUUGCUGUGGCGACGGAAGAGAACUUUUAGAUGGAUAUCAGUGAUGGACGGAUGAAAAAAUAUCGACUGACUGAAACAAUCAUCUCCCUCUUACCUUCAUCACGUCGUUUCCCCUCUGGCAACACUCUAUUGGUCGAUAUUGUGUUGUUUUGUACUUUUUGUCGUAUUAUUUUUAUUUUUUUGCUUUUGUAUCCAGAUAAACGCUCGUCUCUCUCAUCACGUAUCCUGAAAACAUCAGUACAACUUUUUUUAAACCGUUGAGUCAAGCAGAGGCUCCUUUUGCAGGACCGUACGGAUGUUUGGGUAAAUGGACGCACACCGUAAACCCGCCGCGUAAACACAACACUAACCCUCUCCGCACCGGCAGGACGUAAUAACUGGAACUGAAGAGCCAGAACGACGAGGAUAAUGAAGACGAUUUCAUAAUGUUGUUGUUUAAACAUUCUUUUAUAUCACUAUUGAUUAUUACUUCUCUUCUCAGCCUGGACUCUCACAGUAAGUCGACAGCUACUCCAGCCUUCUCUAAACGUGUACGUGCACAAAUGGAUUUACACUACAGCUGCUCGUUGAUGUCAUGAUUUCAUCUCUUUCUUCUUUCUUUUUUUCAAUCUUCCUCCCUAAAUAUUUCUAUCUCAGGCAUCGAGGCAUAAAACAUGAAAUAUGAAAGGUGAAUUUUUGAAGAACAAACUAAAUGUCUUUUUAAUGGUUAAAGAACAUUUGAAAAAAACUGCCACAGGCCACUUUUUAAGUUAACUACAUAGUAAAUAUACAAAGAAGCUAUAUUUUUAACACAUUUCUGAGGUGCGAGUGAAAAAGGGAGAUGGGUGAACGGGGGGGGAGUGGAGAUGGAGAGGUGGAGGAGGGGUUGUCUUUUAUAUACCAUGGAGGUGCUAAUUACAUUGUAUCAGUCGCCCUGUGCCAAAUGAACUGAUAUUGACUUUAAAAAAGGACAUUUCACUUAAAAUACUCAAGUCUUUGUGGUGACGUUGUUGCUUUCAGUGUAUUUGAGCCGUAGACUGAAAAUAAAGAUGGACAACAUGACAGCUUUCCAAAAGUGAAGCCAAAACGUCUCGAUCGCCACCUGCUGGCUGGCUGUAGUAUAGUUUGAAAAUCCUGCAUCCUCCAUGUUAGUAUAUGGGACAUGGACCAAAGUAAAAAGUCAAAGUCGAUUGUUCAAGCUAGUGUAUCUUCAGAAUUUCACUACCGUGACUGCUUCGAGACUCCAAACGAGCAAGAUGGCAGCGUUCGUGUUUGGGACAUUUUGGCUUCACUUCUGAACAGCGGGAGGAAGUGGAGACUCUACUUUAUUUUGUAUAAAUAGAAUAAAAUAUCUGAGUGUCAUAGAAUAAAAUCUCUCUUUUAAAAAUGUCUCAGUGUAGGAAAUAUAGCAUUUACAUUAAGCAGAAUACACACAGAAAGAUGGAGACAUUCCUAGAUCAGCAGGUGCACAGCACUGUUCCCAAAUCCCAGAGAUAAAAUUAGCUUUCAUUAAAAUAUAGAUAAAAAAAAUCAAGCUACACAUUUGUAGUGCGAGUGUGCAAUCAGCCCGAGGACAGUGUGAUGUUCAAAUCCAACAGCAGAAAUAUCACAGUAGUUUUAAGGAUGGGGUGAUUAUCCCAGAAUAAGGUACUGGGUCUGUUGGAGUCCAUCUUUACAAACAGUCUGAUUCGAGCCAGGUGUGUCCGUCAUGUUUUUGGUUCCUUUUGUCUUCACUUUCAUUUUCACUCAACAAUAUGCAACACGACAUUUCAGUUUCACUACGUCAAAUUUAUUGUCGUUUAGUUCAGGGUCUUUAAAAACUUAUUUUAGGGGUGAAUUACAGUUGCAGAUUCAUGUAUGAUUGGCUAAAAGUUUAUUGAACUUAAUUUGUGAGAAGUUCGUAUCUGCCAGAAUCAGGUUCCAGCAAUUCAAGUGUAAUUACACAUUAAAAACCAGCAUUUAUCUCCAAUACUCAGCGAGGAAACUUAAAAUAUGAAGAAUUCUAAACAGAGUUUGGUGGAUCUGUUACACCAGCAGCUCAUCUGGUUCAGGAAGCCGGGGAUCAUGGGUAAUAUCCAUCUUUCAGUUGUGUUUAGGUUUAAUGGGACUUCAUCGUCAGAGAGUUACAGGCUUUGUUUUUGUCUCUACGUGAAAACAACUAAUUAAGUAAUCACCAUGUGUGGCUGCAGAGGGCGCUGUUGCUCUGCAAAAGUCACGUGUCGCUUAAAACUUUGGGCUGGAGACUGAAAUGAGAUUUUUGAAUUUAAAAAUGUGUCCAACAGGAUUUGCUCUUAUUUCUCUCCUCCAAGUCUUCCUCUAUCUUUCUACCUCCUCUAUCGGAGUUAUUUAUACCUUUUUUUUUAUUCCUUCUCCUCUUCUAGUCUACCACCCUUCGUUCCUCCUCUUCCUCUGUCCCCUGCGCUCUGUCCUCCUCUCCUCCCUCUCAGAUUCUCUCUCUCCAUUCCACUGUUCCCUCUCCCCUGAGGUGAGCGGUAUUCUCAGGAAGGAGCCACAUGUACAGUUGCUAAACCAAGCAAAUAAAAACACUGUUAUCAUGAA